This is a messenger RNA of Nymphaea colorata (pocket water lily), 4628 nucleotides long. RefSeq names its product disease resistance protein RPV1-like. The coding region runs from base 311 to 4348 and encodes 1345 amino acids. The record is from RefSeq and is a predicted model, not a curated record. The transcript is spliced from 6 exons. Gene Ontology annotation, biological process: signal transduction; defense response. Lineage: Eukaryota; Viridiplantae; Streptophyta; Magnoliopsida; Nymphaeales; Nymphaeaceae. Gene Ontology annotation, molecular function: ADP binding.
AUCGGAAGUUUCCAUCACCUUCAACAGGGUUUCCUUCCUGCAUAUAUAAGUAGACUUGAAGUUCCACUACAUCUCUCCCAUCUGUCUACACCAACACACAUUCAGACAAUCUCCUUCUCCUUCUUUGUCUUCACCCACCAGCUGAUGAUUCAAGGAGCAUCACUGUGAGGAUCAAAACAUUGUGGAGCACUUUCUUAACUCUUCCGUCACACCAUUUUUAGGCGUCGAGGGGGAGUGAUCAGAGAGAGUUCUUAUAAGAACGGGUGGAACCUUUUCACAUUUUUGCUGCAUCGAUCUUUGGCAGGGUGUUAUGAAAAGGCCACGGUCACCACGAUAUUCCCAGAGGCUUGAUUAUGAGGGUGAUGAAGCUGAGGCUUCUUCACAGCCUUCAUCAUCCUCACCAGGGGUGAAGAACCAUGGGUUCCUGUAUGACGUGUUUCUGAGCUUUAGGGGACCAGACACGCGCAAGACCUUCACCGGUCACCUGCAUCAAGCAUUGAAAGAUAAAGGCAUCAUCACUUUCUUCGACAAUGAGAAAUUGGAGAAGGGGCAGAAGGUGGAGGAGCUAUUUGGGUACAUUCAGAGAUCCAAAAUAUUCGUGCCCAUCUUCUCCAAAGGCUAUGCUGAUUCGGAGUGGUGUUUAAAAGAAAUAACAGAGAUCGUGGAGUGCGGGAGGCUCAUCAUUCCGGUGUUCUUUCAUGUCGAGCCAAGAGAUGUCCGUCGUCAAAUUGGGCCUUUUGAAUCUGCAUUUAAAGGGUACCAUGCGAAAGACUUUGAGCAAGUGAACAAAUGGAGCGAUGCGUUGACAAAAGCAGGGGAAGUAUCGGGGUAUAAUUUGGCUGACACUGAAGGUGACGAGGCAGAGCUCAUCCGGCGCAUAGUGAAGAGACUCUUGACUGAAGUAAACAAGACCCGUUUGUUUGUAACUAAACAUCCAGUAGGACUAGAUUCUCGCGUUGCAGAUGUGAUGGAAGUGCUAGAUAUUGAAUCCCAUGGUGAUGCAAGAAUAGUCGGGAUCUAUGGAAUGGGUGGCCUGGGCAAGACGACUAUUGCUAAGGCUGUUUAUAACCAAAUUUCUUCCGAUUUUGAGGCAUGUAGUUUCCUUUCUAAUAUUAGAGCCGCAGGACUUGUUUCCCUCCAAAAACAGCUGCUUGGUGACAUUUUCCAAGAUAAAGAUGUGGACAUAAACAGCAGCGACGAUGGAAUAGGCAAAAUUCAAGAACGAAUUGGGGCUAAGAAGGUUCUGCUAGUUCUUGAUGAUGUUGAUGAUCAAUCACAACUCGAUGCCCUGGUGAGCAGCCUAGAUUGGUUUCGCUCAGGGUCAAGAAUCAUCAUUACUACCAGAGAUAAGGGGGUUUUGAGAGAACAAAGAGUGAAUUUGUAUGAGCUUGAGAAGCUAGAUGCUGCCCAAUCACUUCAGCUUUUUAGUUGGCAUGCAUUUGGGAAAGAGAAGCCAGAUGCCAAGUUUGCAGAAUUAUCAAAGGAAGUUGUAUCUAUUGCUUCUGGGCUGCCAUUAGCCCUUAAGGUAUUUGGGCCACUUUUCUAUUGUCGCAAAACCGAUGAAGAAUGGGAAAAUAUGUUGGCGAGGUUGAAGGCCGCUCAACAUAAAGGUAUUUAUGAGACGCUAAAGAUAAGUUAUGAUGUGCUUGAGGAAGAAGAAAAAAAGGUAUUUUUGGACAUAGCAUGCUUCUUUGUUGGGCAAGGAAGAGGGCAUCCUGCCUUCAUGUGGAAAGGGGAAGAAAGAGAGCAUGCUGCCUUCAUGUGGAAAGCUUGUGGGGUCUUCCCAGAGACAACAAUCGAAGUCUUAAUGAGCAAAUGUUUGGUAAGUAUAAAUGACCGCAGUGGAGAUUUUGAAAUGCAUGACCAAAUACGUGACAUGGGAAGAAAAAUUGUGAAAGAUGAGAGCCCUAAUUCGAAACCCGAAAUGCGCAGCAGGUUGUGGAAGACUGAUGAAGCAUUAGAUGUAUUGCAAAACAAGACAGGAAUGGAAAAAAUUGAAGCAAUUCAACUCAACUCGGGUAUAUUUGAGGAACGUAUGUAUGUUGAAGCUGAGUCUUUUAUAGCUAUGUCUGAACUUAGAAUGCUCCGGUUGGGGGAAUUUGUACAUUUGAAAGGUGAAUUUCAACAUUUUCCUAAGAAGCUCAGAUGGUUGCAAUGGUGUAUUAAAGGACACUUGGAUUCAUUUCCUGAUGGCCUUCAUCUUGAGAAUAUUGUUGUUCUUGACUUAUCAAACAGCUUGAUAACUCAACUUUGGAAUCCACAAGGAUUGGAAUCGACCAAGGUCUUCGGAAAAAUGAAAGUCUUAAAGCUCACCAGUUGUGGGAAGCUCACCAUCUGUCCAGAUUUUACAAGCAUGCCGCGUCUACAAAAAUUGAAUUUAAAUGGUUGCAGUAAGAUGAGUGAACUCCAUCCAUCUAUUGGGCUUCUCAAGAGCUUGACUCACUUGGAUUUAACUGGCUGUUGGUUGCUAAAGCGAGUGCCUCAAGAGAUUUGGCAAUUGUCCUCACUCGAAGAGCUUGACCUCACAAAUUGCUAUGAAAUUACAACUUUGCCAUCACAAAUGGAGGAUCCUAAGUCAUUGAAGCCGGUGUUACUUGGCAAAUUAAAAGUCUUAAAUUUCACGGGUUGUCAUAAUCUCAUCAUCUGUCCAGAUUUUACUAGCAUGCCACAUCUACAGAAAUUGAAUUUUUUGAGUUGCCAGAAGAUGAGUGAACUUCAUCCAUCUAUUGGGCUUCUCAAGAGCUUGAUUGACUUGAAUUUGCAUUAUUGCCUAUCACUAAAAGAACUGCAUUCAGAAAAUUGGCAAUUGACCUCACUUGAAGAGCUUGACAUCCAAUUUUGCUCUGAAAUUUCAACUUUGCCAUCACAAUUGGGGAAUUGUAAGUCAUUGGCUCGCUUGUCUUUGGAGGGCUGCAAAUCAUUGAUGGAACUUCCUGAAGCAGUCUGUCAGUUGACCUCACUCAAAAAGCUUAUCCUCUUCGAUUGUGAACAAUUAGAAAUCAUUCCAGAUGUCUCAAGUCUAAAGGGAUUACAGAAAUUGGAUCUAAGCUACUGCAACAGGAUUGUCAAUGUUCUUGGCAUUCAGGAACUUGACAAGUUGGAAGAACUGGUACUCAGUCAUUGUGAAAACCUCACCAGGUGUCCACUUUUUUCGAGCAAGAUGACACACUUACGGACAUUGGAUUUUGGAGGUUGUGCUAGGAUGACUGAACUUGAUCCAUCUAUUGGGCAUCUCAAGAGCUUGACUGACCUGAAUUUGUACAACUGCAAAUCACUAAAGGAACUGCCUCAAGAGGUUUCUCAGUUGACCUCACUUGUAAAUCUUAACCUUACUGGUUGCUUCCAGAUUUCAGCUCUGCCUGAAUCCAUGAGACACUUGAAGCAACUGAAGUGGCUGUAUCUAAAGCGGUGUUCCUCGUUGACAGAAAUAUCUGAAUGCAUUUGUUCCUUUCUCAAUCUUGAACUGCUAGAUGCUUCACACUGUCAACAUAUUGCAGUUUUGCCAAACUGGAUUGAAAAGCUUAAGAGCUUGAUUGUGCUUGAUUUGAGUUGGACAGCCAUUGAAGAGCUGCCACAUUGCAUUGUGUCUCUAGAGAACCUUAAGCGCCUAUCAGUUUCUCAUUGCCAUGGGCUCAAGUUCUUGCCUUGGUUCCCACCUUCCCUCACCACACCCGAAGCAAGGGGCUGCGGAAAGCUUGAGGACGUUCCUGGCAUUAAGCAGAUGAAAUUGUUACGAGGAUUGGACCUUAGAGGAUGUAGAAGCCUUGACGACUCAUUCUUGGAAAGACUUCAGAAAGCAAACUUUCAAAAUCUAGGAGAUUUCUCCAUCUCGUCAUAUCCACAGUCCCCCUCUUUCCUUCUUCCCAAGCAGUUCGAGACAGCCAUCUUGUACUUGCAUGUAGAUAAAAGCAGCUUGGACAACAUUUGCUCGGAACUAGACGAAAGUAAUGGCUCGGAACUUGUUCAUAAAAGCAUUCCAAGCGAUGGAGCUAUAGACAGCCAGCCGGUCAGAGUUGUUUUGAAAGAGAUAACGACAGGUGAUGCUAAAUUCCAGUUUUCAGCUUUAAUUGGAAUUCAAUGGCACGGAACUAGUGAAGAGGAGGAAUAUAGGAAGUUGCCCACGGCUACAUUUGGGAGGGAUAGCGAGCUGAUGAAGAUGGCAACAGAAGGAGAAUUUAAGAGAAAUGACGACGCCCGGCAGAGGACGAUGAUGACCAUGCGUGUGUCCAUCGACGGCUGCGUCCUACUCCACGGUGAUUUAUUCACAUAUACGGAACAUUGCGAUCAUUGGUUAUAUCCCGAUCCGAUUGAAGCUGACGAUAAUUUUGUUAUUGUGAAAUUUGGUUGACCAUCUUAAGAGCAAGCCAACAUAACAUAAAGCCCAGAACUGGAAAAGCCAAAGAAUGCGAAUUGGAUCCAAGUGGCUGCCAAAAGCUUGUGGAUCAAUAUUUUUGGCAUUGAGCUGUUGAAGUCUGAUAUACAAAGCACAGGCCCUUGCGUACGUUUAGAGGGGAUGAUAUGACGAUGGGUAUUGGGCUUGUAUGCACAUGCUAUUGCCAUCAUAUACAUACCUUAUUUAUGCUGCUAAAAAAAAAAUAUAUUUAAAUGUGUGUGUUUUGUGGUUAUUC